Molecule: messenger RNA, 2481 nt
Organism: Heterobilharzia americana
Lineage: Eukaryota; Metazoa; Platyhelminthes; Trematoda; Strigeidida; Schistosomatidae
Source: the annotation of a GenBank genome assembly
AUGGCAAAAUAUCUUUUUAGUCAAUUUCAAUUUUUUGAACAUUUAACGCUUAUUUUAGAAAUUGAAAAUUUCACAACUACGAACAAAUCAAGACUAAUUGUUCUGUUAAUCAAAUUUAUAAUAUCACUUAAAAUGCUCUACACAACCUCUCUAAUGAAGUUUAUACCACAGACACCGAAUAAAGUGGAAAAUGAUAAAUUUAUAUUUUCUUCUACACCAGAAAUAUCACGUGAAACAAAUCGUAGUCGUGACUUUUUCGGUUUAGUGAAAAAACGUUCAGCUCAAGAAAAAGAUGUUUGUGCCCGUCACAAACUGUAUCAUCAUAAUCCACGAUGUCAUCAUCAUCAAUGUUAUGAACAACAGAAUGGUAACGAAUAUCACAGUCGUCUGUAUAAAGAAUGUUAUCCUGGUUGCGGAUUCCUUAGAGGAAGUACAUCUAAGUCUUCCUCAGUCAUCAGAAAAACCAUGAGUAAACAACUUUCCUUACCAGUUGAAAGUGCAGUUCGAGACAAAUCUCCCUAUUCUUCUAAUAGGAGCAUACAAACAAGAUCUUACUUGGGUGAGGAUUUUAACGUUCAAUCCAACUUAUAUAGUGAAGCAACACACUCAAAUAUUAACAUACAUGAAUCAAACAAAAGUACUACAAGGCCUGCAUCUUGGUUUGUACCUGAGUAUUCAUCAGAUUCUCAUUCAGAACUAAAAGGUGUAUUACAAAGACCAUUAAGUCAUGCAAAAACUAUUGGAGACAUUGAUAUGGAUCCUGCUUCAGAUGUACAAUGUUCACCGAGUCCUAUUCCACUGGGAAGCUCAAAGAGGAAAUAUUUUGAUGAGGAGGAUAUGAGUAACUUAUUCGGUGACGUGAGUAAAGAUACUUUUAAAGACCGAUUACUUUAUUUUCCUACAAUAGGCAAUAGAAUGUUGUUGAAAAACCCUUCAAAGCUCCUUCUUUAUCCAAAUAUAGAUCAAACAAAUGAGAUGGCAAAGUAUAACAGUACUGGUGGGAUUGAUGCUAAAAGUGUAAUGCCUAAGAAAGAACUGAAGUUUGCUGUGCCUCAAUUUCUAAUGCCUAUUCUCUGCCGUCGUUCGUCAUCACAGAUAGUAAGUGUGAGAAAGCUACCUGAUAGGACAUUUAACCUUGAAAAUAAACUACCGAAAAGAAGAAAAACUAUUAAAGAACGUUUUCAACGAUUACAAAGUGAUCUUGACAGCGGCAGAUUUUGGUAUAAACUAAACAGACGCCACACAGGUAAAGAGAGUAAACCUUUUUCAACGGGAAGAUCUCGAUCAAGUAUCCUUAUAUCAGUGCAUGAUCGAGAUACUGGGGACUCUAACUCACGAUCCAGUAAUACAUCUUGUGAUGACUGCCGAAGAGUUACCAUCAACGUGAGUGGUCUGAAGUUUGAAACAUGGCUCACUGUACUUGAACGUCAUCCAACAACACUACUGGGGGAUUAUAACAAAAGAAAACCAUUUUAUGAUGAGUAUCGUAAGGAAUACUUUUUUGAUAGACAUAGACCAAGUUUUGAAGCUAUCUUCAACUAUUAUCAAUAUGGUGGUCGUUUGAAACGUCCAGCUACAGUGUCUGAUGAUGUGUUUCUUACAGAGUUGGAAUUCUUUCAGAUAGAAUCUGAAGCAUUAGAUAUAUAUAAAAAAAAUGAAGGUUAUGUACCAGAUAUUAUAAUUUUACCAGAGAACCAUUUUAAACGGAAGUUGUGGAUGUUAUUUGAAUAUCCAGAGACAUCAGUAUUGGCUUUCACCUUCUCGAUUGCAUCAGUCAUUUUCACUGUGAUUUCAAUUAUAUUGUUUUGUAUAGAAACAUUGCCUGUAUAUGCUCAAACACAUUGUGAACCUGGAGCUAAACCAAAUUUUCGUGAUCCAUUUUUUAUCAUUGAAACAUUAUGCACAUUCUGGUUUACAUUGGAAAUUUUUGUACGUUUUAUUAGUUGUCCAAGUAAGAAAGUAUUUAUAAAAGAUAUUAAAAAUUUAAUUGAUUUAGCCGCUAUUGUACCAUACUAUAUAACAUUAUUCAAUGUUUUAAUAUCAUUCAGUUGUGAAGGUGCAAAAAAUAGUGCCAGCUUAGCAUUUUUACGUGUUAUACGAUUGAUAAGAGUAUUUAAACUAACAAAACAUUCAUCUGGAUUACAAGUACUUGUUUUAACAUUUAAAGAAAGUAUAGAAGGUUUAAGUUUAUUUCUUGUUGCUUUUAUUGUUUGUAUAUUAGUUUUUUCAAGUACAAUCUAUUAUGUUGAGAUUGAUAGAAAAGGUUCACAAAUUGAAAGUAUACCAGAUGCAUUUUGGUGGGCUGUAAUUACAAUGUGUACUGUUGGUUAUGGAGAUAAAGUACCAAAAGGGCCAUUAGGUAAAGUGGUUGGAAGUGUUUGUGCUGUUGCUGGAGUACUUACACUUGCUAUACCAGUACCUAUUAUUACAGAAAAUUUCAAUAAAUUUUAUGCACAUAAAACUGGUCGAGGAAGAAGAUAA